Molecule: messenger RNA, 5220 nt
Organism: Polyodon spathula (Mississippi paddlefish)
Lineage: Eukaryota; Metazoa; Chordata; Actinopteri; Acipenseriformes; Polyodontidae
Exons: 6
Coding region: 2308-4404 (698 amino acids)
Biological process (GO): regulation of transcription by RNA polymerase II
Cellular component (GO): nucleus
Molecular function (GO): transcription cis-regulatory region binding
Source: RefSeq, a predicted model, not a curated record
AAUCCCUAUCCUGCAGACCCAUUGAAUCCCAUCCUGCAGACCCAUUGAAUCCCUAUCCUGCAGACCCAUUAUCCUUCGAUCAUCACAACUUGUUUCAUUUCACAGUGCCACCAUGAACAAGAUAACCCUCUAUUAUGCCUGUGGAUUUUGUGGUUUUUGUUUUGGUUUUGUGUUUCCGCUUUGUCUAGAUCUUCGAAUACCAUUUUCAAUAUCAGAUGAUGUAUAUGUCAAAUAUAGAUACCAUAUUUUCUUUCAUAGCUAUGACUUGAAGGCACUGGAUGUGUAAAAAAAGAAAAAAAACAGGCUGGCCCGUUUGGUAAUGGGACACAUGUAACAGGGAGGAGGCUAGGAUUACUAAUAUUGUACUACUAUCUUCCAUAACCAACACCUGGAUUGCCUAAGCUUUUGACUUGAACAAUAAUAUUGUAAAUGGCAUAGGCUGGUUAUAGCUAACACAGUCAUUGAAAAAAGAACUCUACAUACAUUGUAGUGUACUUUAACGAUAUGUUUUAGGAUAUGACAUCUGUGAGAAAGAAAAUUACAAUUUUUUUCUUUACAACUCAUAGGAUCCGGGUCUAUCCAUCUUUCACUAGACUUUUCCCAUUACCAAGUCCAUAUACCGACACGAAUGUUAGAUAUGAGGCGACUUUUAAUUGGAUAAUUUAUUACACAUAAUGAUUUAUUCAAAUUCAUUGGUUCUCAUUUCAUUUUCAGUUAUCUGAUUGGCCAAAUUAGUACGUGUAAAACUUAGAAUUACAACACGUACUAAAGUCAGGUGAGAACGUGUCCUAAAUAUUGGAAACGUCAAUAAAAGCAUUUUUGACGUGGACGACUUUCCAUAGGCAUGCAGCUACCGACACCAACAAUAAGACCCUAAACCCUAAUCUGCAAGCAUUUACGGGAGCUGCUGUAACUCAAGCUCAGUAUACAUUAGGUCUAAAAACAAAAAUCCUACCCAUCUUCCUUAAUUAUCAGAUAAAGGUGUGGUGUUGUUUUAUGGUUCGUGUUAAACAGUGUUACACUGUGUAUUGCGCUUGCCCGGGGCAUUCCCUGAGUAUCACCGUGAUGUGUUAUUAUUUAUACUGCAUUGGGCUGCUCGUUUACUCAACAGGGUGUGAGUUUGAAUUAUCCAAUGUUUCAAAAGAAAAUUACUUCCAAAUAAACCGAAAAUGUGUUACAGUACAUAUACAGGGUGAUUAGAAAGUAAUCUCACCACAUCAACACACCAUAUUACUGAUGUGGUAAACAUACUUUCUAAUUGCCCUGUAUAUUGUCCGAUAUCCACCGCCAGAACGGAUUACAAAAAAAUAUAUUAUGUUUGCGUACAGCCAAUAAAACAGAGCAUAGGCUGGAACCGGUGGCCACAGUCGAGCGUCUUUAUAUAUUUAUAUAUUAAACCCCAUAAAAAAACAAAAAAAAAACAAACAAACAAACAAAAAAAAAAAAAACCUUAACACAGUUAAAAAUUGCUCCCGGUGUCAUGUUAUUUUUAGGUGCGAGUUAAAAAGUGGUACUCAGCGCACUGCGCUUGCUCACGCAUGCCUGAACAAGUUCCCUAAGAUAGCAGUGAAGUGCCCAUUCAAAUUUCAUACCUUAUGCUGUUUUUGGCCUUUUACAUCUUUUAAAUUGAAUGUAUCGUAUUUUCCAGUCUUUUGCAUCGUUGUUAAUGUAAUUUAUUACAUGUUUCCACCAUUAACAGAAUGGCGUGUGAAUACUUCUCAUAUGCAUUACACUGAGUCUUGUUUAUUUUUUUAUACGGGUGCAACUUUGCGGUGGACUUUUAGCUUUUAUAGAAAUUGAUUUUCUGUUUCCAGUUUAAAUUUGCAAAAAAAAAAAAAAAAAAAAAAAAAAUAAACAAUGGUAAAUUUACUGACAAUAGAAAAACACCCGGCAGAUCGCAAUCAGUGUGACAUACCACUAUCUGACGGUACAUGGGUCAAGUUUUUGGCGCGCGUACCGCAUUCUAACAAUAACCAAUAUAAUCUACAGAUGCACUCUGCCUAAAGGCAAAUACCUUAACAGGUACGUACUUCGCAGUAUUUACGGUUAUUUUGCACACUUAAAGGCAGGCUGCACAGUGGGCGCUGUUAGGUGAUCUCACUCGGGAUUGGUGCAGUGUUGACGUGUUAUUCAGGUGGUAGUGUAGGCAGCAAUUAGAAUACACUCGUCUCAGAGAGAUAAACACUGUUUGUAAACAUUAACAGCAAAACAGCAUUGUUUUCAGAAAGUGCACUGUACUGCAGAUUGGCGUAAUCCUGCUUCAUUUGGUUACUUGAACUAACAUUUGGCAGGAUCACUGGGUGCAGUAUGGCACUUGAAGCUGAGGGAGAGAAAAGGGUUGGCGGUGCACAUGAGAGUGAGAUGACUGAGGAGAGCUUUCUGCAGGAGCUGUACCAUUUCAUGAGGAGCCACGAGACCCCCAUCGAGAAGAUCCCACACCUUGGCUUCAAACAGAUCGACCUUUUUGUCAUGUACCAGACUGUCCAGAGCUUCGGAGGAUACGACGAGGUGACGAAACACCAGCUCUGGAAGCAGGUGUACAAUAAACUGGGAGGAAACCCUCGCAGCACAAGCGCAGCCACCUGCACCCGACGGCACUACGAGAAACUGAUUCUUCCGUUCGAGCGACACCUCCUGGGGGGGGGGAGCCUUGCUCUGUCCCAGCACAGGCCUCAGAAACGGUCCUGGAGUGGGAGUUUAGCAGAGAGGGAGGAGGAGUCGGCUGAGCUGAAGAUGGCAAAGCACAGACUGCAACAGCAGAGUCUGAGAUUCUGCCAGCCCAGCGCUGCAGUGCGAGAGAAACACCAGGAUUCGGUUCCUAACAGCCAGGUGAGGCUAGUCUCCUUGCCAGUAGCUGAGCAGAUGAGACAAUACUACAAGCUGAACCCUUCACUGACCAGAUGCCAGCCUGGCACUUUGCUGACUGUCCCUAGGCAGAGGCAUUACCAGCCUGCGAUGCAGCCAGAAGAACCUGCUGAAGGACCCAAGCAACAGCCGGUGCUGCUCAGGCACCUUGCCCAGGAGUACACACAUUCAUCAUGCUGGGCUGAACCCUUGAACCUCAGUCUGAAACCCCAGAACACAGCAGCUGCGAGCAAACCAGACCAGCCCUUAUCUUUGACCCCAGAGCCCAACGGCAAAGUGCCCAAAUUCUUAAACACAGUUUCGCCACUGUACGCUUCCUGGAACUCUACAAAGGAAGAUGCACAUGGAAUGUUAUCUCCACUCAAGGAUCCUGACCCUAUAGUUGGACAGUCUUUUGCCUUACAGGAGGAGGUGUCUGUGAUUGACCUGAUGAGGUCUCCUUGUUCAGUUUCUGCAGGUGGUUCUGCAUCAAAACUACCUAGCCCCAAUGGACAAGCUCCACAGGACCGAAGCUGCAGCAUUCCCAGUUCCCUGGCAAUAAGGGGAAGCAAUAGCGAAGCCAUUCAGGGUUCUGUUAGUGAGCCUUGUAAAUCCCAUUUGGGGCCUCUGAAUCCUCAGGCCACAACUAACAAAAUGGAGAUCCAGAUUCCCUUUUCGCUGUUGCAGAGCUGGUUCAGGAGCCUGAAAGACAAGCCAGGCUCCAUUGUCUCACCUAACAGUUGUAGGGCACCAUCUGCAUAUGAAGACCCUGGCGAUGUUGGCAGGGGAUCAGUGCCCAGUGUGGAUAUGACAGCCAGGCCACUGGAGAAUGCCAAUGAUCAGCAUUUCCAGAGGCCUUAUAGGGGCCAAAGGAGCCCUGAAGAUGAUCAGAUCUGGAGGAAUCAGCUGCGACAGCUCUCCAGAGAGACUGAGUCAAGGAGGUAUUUAUACCCCUUAGAUCCUGCCAGCGCAAGCCAUCUCAUUGCCUCAGAGACCAGCCUGAGCGGGCAUCCCAGGUACACCUGUGUCAACGGCCAGAUGAUUCCCAUGGGAUUGAAAGUGAAAGAGUGGGAAGACAUGUCUGACUGUCACAGCGAUGUAAAGACAGUCCCUGAUGCCAUCGUGCCUUCGUCUGGCUCACCUGGCAUAUCUCACAUCGCACAGUGUGAUUCAAUUAGAAGAGUGUAUGGUCAACAAAAGCACAAAGAAGACCUCAAGCAUUAUUCUUUUGAGGACAGACCCCUGCAAAGACCUUGCAAUGAUGACAAAAACUUGGUGCUAGGUGGCAGCAGCCACUGCCCUCCCUAUACUCAAGGCUACCAAGUGACCAGGCACCCCUCCAGUAUUGGUCAUGUACCAGAACUACAGGUGGAGGCUGCGGGGUCUAGGUCACUAGCCGAUGGCAUCGGUAGUUCACCUUUAACCUCUUCUGGAGGGCAUGUGAUAACAGCAUCAGCCCUGCAUCAGGUCUUGCUAAUGAAGCAAGCCUCCCCCACAGCACUCUCACUGACACGUGAUGAAUAUCUAAAACUACGGAGACUCAUACCCAGCUCCCCGUAGUACUGAAUCAGGCUGUACUGUAUAUUGUAUUGAUUGUUCUAGUGUCUGGAUCAUCUGUGUCCCGGAUAUUUGUUCAACAUAAUCCCAAUUGUUUUUAUAUUUGUAUUCACACGUCAUAGGUAAAUUACUUUUUUUCAACUUCAACUUGGGUAUAAGAGAAAUUCUCUUUCCCGUGGCCUACGAUCUGGAGUAAAUGUUGAGAUAUGAGUUGCUUUGAUAUACGACCCCAAGAGGUUUGAUAACAAAUUUCAAAGGAGUCGGCAAUAUGUUUAAAAUAAAACACUGCGAUACAGACAACAUGGGACACAACGCAAGUGCAGGUGUAUCUUAAAUUUAAAAAAGGGUUGAGUAAUUCAUGUUUUAAUCCAUUUCAUUAAUGCCUAACAACUUCAAAUUUCUUAAAGGUAAUUACUCUGAAAAUACGAGUAUCAGCAUACCCCUAACGUAUAAUAUAAUGGCUUACUACUAUGGUUCACUAUAGCUAAUACAGGGUAAAUAUAACGCUGUCCUGACAUAUUGUACUGUGCAUAUGUAUAGAUAAUGUUCUCGCAAUGUGUUUAAUGUUAAAUAUUUCUAUCUAUUAUUUCAUGAGGUCUGUAUAUAGUUUGCAAAUACUUUAAGCAUUCUUUACUGGCCUGCUUAUGCAUGAAUUGAAGAGGCAUUUGUACCACCUGAUACAUGUAUUCUAUGGGUGAAACAUGAUGUUUUACCAAGAAUGUUGUAUUAGUUAUUGUUUCCUUAUUGGUUUGUCUUUGCCUGUAGCUUGCUGUGUACUGAUAAUAUAACAUCAUGUAAUAAAAUUGUAUGUGUAAAUGA